Messenger RNA from Ipomoea nil (Japanese morning glory), 599 nucleotides. RefSeq names its product probable beta-hexosaminidase fdl. The record is from RefSeq and is a predicted model, not a curated record. Gene Ontology annotation, cellular component: membrane. Gene Ontology annotation, molecular function: beta-N-acetylhexosaminidase activity. Bases 99 to 599 code for a protein of 166 amino acids. The transcript has 6 exons. Lineage: Eukaryota; Viridiplantae; Streptophyta; Magnoliopsida; Solanales; Convolvulaceae. Gene Ontology annotation, biological process: carbohydrate metabolic process; glycosaminoglycan metabolic process.
GCAUCUCAUGCAUUGCCUUCCACUGAUUAGUUUCUCCUUUGGCAGAUACCUCAAGACACUAUUUGCCUGUUGAAAUUAUCAAGCAAGUUAUUGAAUCCAUGUCAUAUGCUAAACUUAAUGUUGUUCAUUGGCACAUCAUAGAUGAAGAGUCAUUUCCUAUAGAAGUGCCUACAUAUCAUAAUUUGUGGAAAGGGGCUUAUACAAAGAUGGAUCGCUAUACUGUUGAAGGUGCGUACGACAUUGUCAACUUUGCAAAAAUGAUAGGCAUCAAUAUUAUGGCAGAGGUAGAUUUUCCUGGUCACGUAGAAUCAUGGGGUAAAGGAUAUCUGAUCUUUGGCCUUCACCUAAUUGUGUUUAUGUUGUUUCUUCCUUUUUAUGUUACACUUUUGCCUUGUCUUUGCAUUAAUAGCUUGGGAAAUAGUUCUUCAUGGGAUGAGGUUGGCCAUGUUAGGUGGAAUCACAAGCAUGAGACUUUUUUAGCUUCAAGUUCUGGCAGGAAGAUUCUUGUUUGGGAUAUUAGCAGGUAUUUCUUCAGUACUGUUACGUGGUGCAUAGCUAUAUCUGUGAAGAAUUCAAGAAAUGAAUGCAUUGUUAUAUGA